Messenger RNA from Melanotaenia boesemani (Boeseman's rainbowfish), 1563 nucleotides. RefSeq names its product dual specificity phosphatase 11 (RNA/RNP complex 1-interacting) (gene dusp11). Gene Ontology annotation, molecular function: protein tyrosine/serine/threonine phosphatase activity; polynucleotide 5'-phosphatase activity. The record is from RefSeq and is a predicted model, not a curated record. Gene Ontology annotation, biological process: protein dephosphorylation. Lineage: Eukaryota; Metazoa; Chordata; Actinopteri; Atheriniformes; Melanotaeniidae. The transcript is spliced from 9 exons. The coding region runs from base 330 to 1388 and encodes 352 amino acids.
GUCUGACGUCAUCACCUUGCGCCUACAGGCAGGCGGUGUUUUGCGGCUCAGCUGUUUUGGUGAAAGGUUUCAAUCAGGCAGUAAAGAAAAUGGAAACGAUUGGAAGAACGGGAGUGUUGUAGUGAAAAUGACGUUUAUAGUUUUUAAAGUUUUGAGUUUUUAAAGUUUCGCAGAGACUGCUUGUGUCCGCCGGUGAAUGCCGAACAGCACGCGGAGCUCCGUAUAAAAAUCAACACCGUGUGUUUUUGUACACGUGGCUAAAGGUCUGGUUUUUCAAUAUUGUAUUAGCUCGUUUAAACAGAAGGCGAAACGACCGGGCAGGUUUGAAGAUGUCCAAAUGGAACAAGAAGAACGACAUCCCAGACAGAUGGCAGGACUACACGGCUGUUGGAAAAAGACUCGACGGGACUCGAUUCAUCGCCUUCAAAGUGCCUCUGAAAGAGUCUUUAAUCAGGAAGCUUCCACGCUCGGAUGUGUUCGGCCCCUGGGAGCUGCUGGACUCUCUGAGGAAACAGAACCAAGAACUAGGUCUGAUCAUUGACCUGACUUUCACCACACGCUACUACGGACUGCAGGACAUUCCCGAUUCAUUGCUGUGUAUAAAGAUCCUCACAGCCGGCCAUGAUGUUCCCAGUGAUGCCACCAUCCUGAGCUUCAAACGUGCCGUGCACAGGUUUCUCAGAGACAACGAGGAUAACGACAAGCUGAUCGGAGUCCACUGCACCCACGGGCUGAACCGCACCGGCUACCUGAUCUGCAGGUAUCUGAUCGAUGUGGACGGGAUGGAUCCUGAAGAAGCGGUGCAGUUGUUCAACUCAUCCCGAGGUCACGCCAUAGAGAGACAAAACUACCUGGAAGAUCUUCAGCGUGGACCAAAGAGGAGUAACGAGGGUAUCGAGGAGUCUGAGCAGAAGCCAGAAAGAGGUCAAGCUUCCCGACGGCCGAGUUUCUCUUCAUCCGAUGUAGAGGCCAGAAAAGACAGACGGAAAUUUUAUGACCCCAGACACCACAGGUCUUUCCCUCCACGAGGACCAAACCACCAUUCUCAUCACCACCUCCUCCCCAAUCCCCCAUUACUCUCUUCACCUCCCCUCCUUCCAUUCCCCCCAACCUUUUUCCACCCAUAUCGAUGGGCCGCACCUCACCUGGACAGUCAGUGGAGGAGACCUCCCCCUUCAGAAGACAGCAGGUCCAGGAGCUACCAACCACCGAAGCUAGAUUGGUGCCCCCCCCACCAUGUGCCAGAUGAAAGGAGAACUGCUCCUCCCCCUCUCCCCCGCUACUCCCCCCGCUGGACCUCCAUGUCCAACAGCAUUGGCGCUGAGGAGGACUGGAGAAACCCCGUCAGACACCCACAGAGACACCGAACCGAUGAAAACAGCAGUUAAUGAUGAAGCUGCUGCAGCUGAUCUCAGGACAGUUUCAGUCACUUAAAACAUUUUCAUUUCGUUUUAUGCUGCAGAUCUAAUGGAUCACCCAUCUUUUAAAGUGUGAGUGUUUUAGAGAUGUUCUGAGUCCCUUCAGACAAACAGAUGAUCACAUGUAUUUUAAGGAGUUUUAGUU